CCGCCUACCCCUGGAGCGGAGCAGGCGGGCGAGUGAACCGUGGCUCACGUGCCUCUGAGGCUGCCGGGGCGGUUAGGGACUGCCUUGGAAUCCGUUUUGACCGGGACGGUGAUUCUUAAACUUGUCUGUGGGGGAAGAAUUUCUCGGAGGGGCUCGUUAAUUCAAGUUUUCGGGCUCUACCCUGAUACUGAAGCACAGGAUCUCGCGUGUCUUAGAGCUUUGCUUUUUACUAAGCUUUCCGAGGGGUUCUGACCUCCCCCCUAGCCGGCCGGUCACAGACGAUUUGGGUUUAAGUUCCAAAUGGACUUAGCAAACCAACGCGUCUCUGCCCUCCCCCAGGGACUUAUGGAGCCUCUGGGAUCGCCCAGUGGCCCGGCCUCUCGUCUCCAAUUGGCCCCUCGCUCUUCCCGCCUACGUAGGGAAAUCUUUUCUUCUGUUUGGUCGGCGGUGAGUCUGUGGCGAGACCUGACCCAAUGGGCACUUGAGUUCCCAGAACGUGACCCGGAAGUUGGUUCCGAGCAGGCGCCGAUAGCUGUUGACGCCUAACGCGCGCUGGGACUUCCGGCGUGGGAGCCAAGCGCCGAGUCCUGCGUGAGUCCGCCGAGAGGGGAAAAACGCGUCAUUCCGGUCCUGCUUUGGGGCGGUCCUGGCGGGGCGGGUCAGGGGUCGGCGCGGUGGCGCCCAGGACCUACUGAGGCCGACGGGCCGGAGCCAGCUGCGCCCGAGCUGGAUCUGGGUUUCCUGGCCGAGACUUGGCGCCGCGGGUCCCCUGGCUCUUGGGGACUCCGGCCAUCCUUGCACGGGGUCCGGAGCGAUUUCCUAGACGGGCGCAGCUGGUUUCGGGGCCGAGGCGCUCCCGGGGCCUGAAGAUGGCGUCGGGUCCGGGCUCCCAGGAUCGGGAAGGUCUUCUGAUAGUGAAACUGGAAGAGGACUGCGCCUGGAGCCAGGAGCUGCCCCCGCCAGACCCAGGUCCCAGCCCUGAGGCCUCCCACCUGCGCUUCAGACGGUUCCGCUUCCAAGAGGCCGCUGGGCCCCGGGAAGCACUCAGCCGGCUCCAGGAGCUUUGCCAUGGCUGGCUGCGGCCUGAGAUGCGUACCAAGGAGCAGAUCCUAGAGCUGCUGGUGCUGGAGCAGUUCCUGACCAUCCUGCCCCAGGAGAUCCAGAGCAGGGUGCAGGAGCUGCAUCCGGAGAGCGGCGAAGAAGCGGUGACCCUUGUGGAGGAUAUGCAGAAAGAGCUUGGGAGAUUGAGGCAACAGGUCACAAACCAUGGGCAGGGAACAGAAGUGCUUUUGGAGGAGACUUUGCCUCUGGAAACAGCACGAGAGUCACCGAGCUUCAAGCUGGAGCCAGUGGAGACUGAGCGAAGCCCUGGGCCCCAGCUGCAGGAGCUGCUAGGCCCCAGCCCCAAAAGGGACCCCCAAACUGUAAAGGAGAGGGCAUUAUCUGCUCCCUGGCUUUCUCUCUUUCCUCCUGAAGGAAACAUGGAAGACAAGGAGCUGACUGGGCCCCAGUUGCCUGAGAGCUUAGAGGACGUGGCUAUGUACAUCUCCCAGGAGGAGUGGGGGCAUCAGGAUCCUAGUAAGAGGGCCCUCUCCGGGGACACGGUGCAGGAGAGUUAUGAGAAUGUGGACUCACUGGAGUCUCAGGUUCCCAGUCAGGAGGCCCUGAGCGCCCAGGUGGAACAAGGAGGAAAGCCAUGGGAUCCCAAUGUCCAGGCUCGCAAGGAGGGCCUGAGCCCCAGAAGCCCAGCUGCAGGGGAAGAGAAAUUUGAGAACCUGGAAGACAGUGCUCAGUCCAGUUCCCCUGAGAGUGUCCACCCUCAGGCGCUGCAGCCUGGCCAGGCCAGAGGGGAGGUACCCUGGAGCCCGGAGCAGGGAAGGCCUCAGGACAGGGCGGAAGAGCCCUGGGAACCUCCCCCAGAGGAUCGGACGGAACAGACCUUAGUGGGGGCCACCAGUUGCAGAGAACUAGGGCGACCAAAGGAACUGCAGCCUAAGAAGCUCCACUUAUGUCCCUUGUGUGGCAAAAAUUUCUCUAACAACUCAAAUCUAAUUAGGCACCAGAGAAUCCAUGCAGCGGAAAGACUGUGUAUGGGGGUGGAGUGCGCAGAAAUCUUCGGUGGGAACCCACACUUGCUGUCACUACACAGAGCCCACUUGGGAGAGGAGGCCCAUAAGUGCCUGGAAUGUGGCAAAAGCUUCAGUCAGAACACCCACCUGACUCGCCACCGGCGCACCCACACAGGCGAGAAGCCCUAUCAGUGUAAUGUGUGUGGAAAAAGCUUCUCUUGCAACUCCAACCUCCACAGGCACCAGAGAACGCACACGGGCGAGAAGCCCUACAAGUGCCCUGAGUGCGGGGAGAUCUUCGCCCACAGUUCCAAUCUCCUCAGGCACCAAAGGAUUCACACAGGAGAGAGACCUUACAAGUGCACCGAGUGUGGGAAAAGUUUCUCUCGAAGUUCACACCUUGUCAUCCACGAGAGAACUCAUGAGAAAGAGAGGCUUUACCCCUUCUCUGAGUGUGGGGAAGCCACGAGUGACAAUACUCUCUUUCUUACAAAUCAGGGGACCCAUAAGGCAGAGAAAAAACUCUUUGAAUGUUUGACUUGUGGGAAAAGCUUCCGACAGGGCAUGCACCUGACCAGACAUCAGAGAACGCACACAGGGGAGAAACCCUAUAAAUGUAGCCUCUGCGGGGAAAACUUCUCUCACAGAUCCAACUUAAUCAGGCACCAGAGAAUUCACACGGGAGAGAAACCCUAUACCUGUCAUGAAUGUGGAGACAGUUUCUCUCACAGCUCCAAUCGGAUUCGUCAUCUGAGAACCCACACGGGAGAGAGACCCUAUAAAUGUUCUGAAUGUGGAGAAAGCUUUUCUCGGAGUUCACGCCUUAUGAGUCAUCAGAGAACUCACACUGGGUAGAAACAGUGGGGUUUUUUCUUGGCCCCCCUCCCCCCCAUAAGGUGGCAUAUUCAGAGGGUUUUGUUGUUAAGAGCUGGUAUUUCUCACCCAGCUGACCAGAUGAUGUGCAUUUUAAGGUAACUGGGGAGGGUCACUGUGAGGGAGGUGCAGAGGCAGGAAAUGAUUAGCACAAAACUGAAAAGGAAUUCCGAUUGAACUGGUGAGGACAGGCAAGUCUUUGAGGGGACCUGCUCAGGGUAGACUUUUCUCUGACGUUCUUCUUGUCCCAGGGCACACCUUCCCCCUCAGUAUAUUAAGCCAGCUUUCGACUUGGGUGCCCUACUGUGUCCAGUAUCCCAACAACUAGGGGAGUCCGUGGACUUUCUGUUGCUGCUUCCUCACUUGGGACACUCGGCAGGAGCAUUUGGGCUCCUGGGGCCCUUGAGACCAAAGAAGUCUCCUGGGAAGCCAGCUGGAGGCACCAAAAGACUGGUAGUGAGUUGCAGCUCUCCUGAAGGCCUGGCUGGGAAGCCAUAGGCCGCCCAGGGCAGCCAGCACCGCCCCCUCAGUGGCUUGACAGUAGGGCUCGUUGGCAGGUCAUGCAUGUAAAUUUCAUGUCAAACAAAAAGGAACCAGAGACCAGGUCAGCCCAGGAGUUGGCAGAGGAAAACAGUCUGAGUUAAUGUACGCUUUACAGAGAUUGAGUCUUCAGAGGGUUCCAUGAAAGAUGGUUUCCCUGGGAGACUUUGAAAAUGUGGAUCCUGGUAAAAUUCGGGAUCAUGCCUUGCCCUGUUGAAAAUAGGUUUCAAUGGUAAUAAAUAUCUUCAGGAAACAUGAA
Molecule: messenger RNA, 3741 nt
Organism: Vicugna pacos (alpaca)
Lineage: Eukaryota; Metazoa; Chordata; Mammalia; Artiodactyla; Camelidae
Gene: ZNF263
Product: zinc finger protein 263
Biological process (GO): regulation of transcription by RNA polymerase II
Cellular component (GO): nucleus
Molecular function (GO): DNA-binding transcription activator activity, RNA polymerase II-specific; RNA polymerase II cis-regulatory region sequence-specific DNA binding
Source: RefSeq, a predicted model, not a curated record